AUGGCUGAAGUCUUUACCGCUUUUCCUACCGCUAUUUUUAAUGAGAAUGCUCGAAUUCCAAUGCUUUCUGGUGACAAUUAUGCUGAAUGGAAGGAGAAAGUCCUUCUCAAUUUAGGGUGCUCGGAUCUGAACCUCGCACUCCGUGUGGAUGAACCACCUAUCCCCACGGAAUCAAGUACGCCAGCGGCUAAGGCUGAUUAUGAGCGGUGGGAGCGAUCUAAUCGCUUAAGUUUAAUGCUCAUUAUAGCCCACAUAAGCCAAAGCAUUAGGGGUUCUAUCCCUAAUAGUGAUAAGGUCAAAGCUUACAUGAAGGCAAUUGAUGAACAAUUUGUAAGCUCUGACAAGGCAUUGGCCAGCACCCUUAUGAAGAGGCUCUCAAGUAUGACUUUCGACAGAAGUCGUAUAGUGCGUGAGCACAUUAUGGAGAUGAGAGACAUUGCUGCUAAACUCAAGUCCCUUGAGGUUGAUAUGUCCGAACCAUUUCUUGUGCAUUUUAUUCUCAACUCACUUCCUGCGGAAUAUGGUUCGUUCAAGUUUUCUUACAACACACAUAAGGAUAAAUGGUCAAUCAAUGAACUUUUGACCAUGUGGUUCAAGAAGAAGAGAGGUUGA
Messenger RNA from Nicotiana attenuata, 612 nucleotides. RefSeq lists its product as uncharacterized. Lineage: Eukaryota; Viridiplantae; Streptophyta; Magnoliopsida; Solanales; Solanaceae. Bases 1 to 612 code for a protein of 203 amino acids. The record is from RefSeq and is a predicted model, not a curated record. The transcript has 2 exons.